Molecule: messenger RNA, 40274 nt
Organism: Podarcis lilfordi (Lilford's wall lizard)
Lineage: Eukaryota; Metazoa; Chordata; Lepidosauria; Squamata; Lacertidae
Source: the annotation of a GenBank genome assembly
GCUUCGGCCUCCGGAUUCCGUCACUCGUGCCGCUGCCGCUGCCGCCCGAGGCUGGUCGGUGACCGGCGACGGAUGGGCGAAGGCGGCAACCAUGAUGCCCGGGGAGACCCCGCCCGCGGCGGCCGCAGCGGGGAUCGCGGCGGAGGCGGCCACGGCCUGCGCCAACUGCGGGGCCCUCCAGCAGGUAGGGAGCGAAACCGGGGGCUUGUGGUAGGCUUCUGAAUUCAGGCCGGUGCCCUGGAACGUGCCUUGGGGCAUGGGAAGAGUUCCCUGUUCGGUGCCUUUGAGCAUGUGAAGAGUUCCCUGUUCAGUGUCUUGGGGCAUGUGAAGAGUUCCCUGUUCAGUGCCUUGGGGCAUGUGAAGAGUUCCUUGUUCAGUGCCUUGGGGCAUGUGCAGAGUUCCCUGUUCAGUGCCUUGGGGCGUGUGCAGAGUUCCCUGUUCAGUGUCUUGGGGCAUGUGAAGAGUUCCCUGUUCAGUGCCUUGGGGCAUGUGAAGAGUUCCUUGUUCAGUGCCUUUGAGCAUGUGAAGAGUUCCCUGUUCAGUGCCUUGGGGCAUGUGCAGAGUUCCCUGUUCAGUGUCUUGGGGCAUGUGAAGAGUUCCCUGUUCAGUGCCUUGGGGCAUGUGAAGAGUUCCCUGUUCAGUGCCUUGGGGCAUGUGAAGAGUUCCCUGUUCAGUGCCUUGGGGCAUGUGAAGAGUUCCUUGUUCAGUGCCUUUGAGCAUGUGAAGAGUUCCCUGUUCAGUGCCUUGGGGCAUGUGAAGAGUUCCCUGUUCAGUGCCUUGGGGCAUGUGAAGAGUUCCCUGUUCAGUGCCUUGGGGCAUGGGAAGAGUUCCCUGUUCGGUGCCUUUGAGCAUGUGAAGAGUUCCCUGUUCAGUGUCUUGGGGCAUGUGAAGAGUUCCCUGUUCAGUGCCUUGGGGCAUGUGAAGAGUUCCUUGUUCAGUGCCUUGGGGCAUGUGCAGAGUUCCCUGUUCAGUGCCUUGGGGCGUGUGCAGAGUUCCCUGUUCAGUGUCUUGGGGCAUGUGAAGAGUUCCCUGUUCAGUGCCUUGGGGCAUGUGAAGAGUUCCUUGUUCAGUGCCUUUGAGCAUGUGAAGAGUUCCCUGUUCAGUGCCUUGGGGCAUGUGCAGAGUUCCCUGUUCAGUGUCUUGGGGCAUGUGAAGAGUUCCCUGUUCAGUGCCUUGGGGCAUGUGCAGAGUUCCCUGUUCAGUGUCUUGGGGCAUGUGCAGAGUUCCCUGUUCAGUGCCUUGGGGCAUGUGAAGAGUUCCUUGUUCAGUGCCUUUGAGCAUGUGAAGAGUUCCCUGUUCAGUGCCUUGGGGCAUGUGAAGAGUUCCUUGUUCUGUGCCUUGGGGCAUGUGAAGAGUUCCCUGUUCGGUGCCUUGAGACAUGUGAAGAGUUCCCUGUUCAGUGCCUUGGGGCAUGUGAAGAGUUCCCUGUUCAGUGCCUUGGGGCAUGUGAAGAGUUCCCUGUUCAGUGCCUUGGGGCAUGUGAAGAGUUCCCUGUUCGGUGCCUUUGAGCAUGUGAAGAGUUCCCUGUUCAGUGUCUUGGGGCAUGUGCAGAGUUCCCUGUUCAGUGCCUUGGGGCAUGUGAAGAGUUCCUUGUUCAGUGCCUUGGGGCAUGUGCAGAGUUCCCUGUUCAGUGCCUUGGGGCGUGUGCAGAGUUCCCUGUUCAGUGUCUUGGGGCAUGUGAAGAGUUCCCUGUUCAGUGCCUUGGGGCAUGUGAAGAGUUCCUUGUUCAGUGCCUUUGAGCAUGUGAAGAGUUCCCUGUUCAGUGCCUUGGGGCAUGUGCAGAGUUCCCUGUUCAGUGUCUUGGGGCAUGUGAAGAGUUCCCUGUUCAGUGCCUUGGGGCAUGUGCAGAGUUCCCUGUUCAGUGUCUUGGGGCAUGUGCAGAGUUCCUGUUCAGUGCCUUGGGGCAUGUGAAGAGUUCCUUGUUCAGUGCCUUUGAGCAUGUGAAGAGUUCCCUGUUCAGUGCCUUGGGGCAUGUGAAGAGUUCCUUGUUCUGUGCCUUGGGGCAUGUGAAGAGUUCCCUGUUCGGUGCCUUGAGACAUGUGAAGAGUUCCCUGUUCAGUGCCUUGGGGCAUGUGAAGAGUUCCCUGUUCAGUGCCUUGGGGCAUGUGAAGAGUUCCCUGUUCAGUGCCUUGGGGCAUGUGAAGAGUUCCCUGUUCAGUGCCUUGGGGCAUGUGAAGAGUUCCCUGUUCAGUGCCUUGGGGCAUGUGAAGAGUUCUCUGUUCAGUGCCUUUGAGCAUGUGAAGAGUUCCCUGUUCGGUGCCUUUGAGCAUGUGUUCCCUGUUCAGUGCCUUGGGGCAUGUGAAGAGUUCCCUGUUCAGUGCCUUGGGGCAUGUGAAGAGUUCCUUGUUCAGUGCCUUUGAGCAUGUGAAGAGUUCCCUGUUCGGUGCCUUUGAGCCUGUGAAGAGUUCCCUGUUCAGUGCCUUGGGGCAUGUGAAGAGUUCUCUGUUCAGCGCCUUUGAGCCUGUGAAGAGUUCCCUGUUCAGUUCCUUGGGGCAUGUGAAUAGUUCCUUGUUCUGUGCCUUUGAACAUGUGUUCCCUGUUCAGUGCCUUGGGGCAUGUGAAGAGUUUCCUGUUCAGUGCCUUGGGGCAUGUGAAGAGUUCCCUGUUCAGUGCCUUGGGGCAUGUGAAGAGUUCCCUGUUCAGUGCCUUGGGGCAUGUGAAGAGUUCCCUGUUCAGUGCCUUGGGGCAUGUGAAGAGUUCCCUGUUCAGUGCCUUGGGGCAUGUGAAGAGUUCCUGGUUCUGUGCCUUUGAGCAUGUGUUCCCUGUUCAGUGCCUUGGGGCAUGUGAAGAGUUCCCUGUUCAGUGCCUUGGGGCAUGUGAAGAGUUCCCCGUUCUGUGCCUUUGAACAUGUGAAGAGCUCCAUGUUCAGUGCCCUGGGUCGUGCCUCGGGGCAUGUAAAGAGCUCCUUUUGGACCUGCCUGAUUAGGAGCUGCUCACAUACUCUUGCAUGUGUUGUGCAAAUGCUAGAUUUCCAGGCAGCUUUGGAGCUGGAGCAACGUUGAAGCCUCAGCGUGUAUUUAUUUCCCCCAUCAAAUCUAAUUCACCGCUGUUUCACGAACUUCGAAAACAAGUGUCACUUUCCAUAUAUCAUUUUGCUGUGUGGUCUGUUAAUAAAAGAACGUACUGUGGAAUGAUGUAUAAAAAGAUUGUUUGAAUUGAAUUGAAUUGUUUUAGUGAGGGGAAAGCACAUUAGUCAAAUUAAAGUGGACUGUGGCUAAAUCGGUCUAUCAGGUUUCGAUAACAUUUUCUGUUAGAUAAUGAAGUUUACAUUGUGGUCUUUCCUAAGCAGCCCAGUAAACAUUUUUGAAUACACGUUUAUUCAUUUGCUGAGACUACUUUGACUUGCUUGUGAUCUGCCCUUAUUUUGUUUAAAGGGCCUAUUGGUGAUUUGAACUUAGAGGAUUGGGUAGGUUUCUUGGUAAUUUUUUAUGUUGUUAGUCAUUCCCUGAAAAUAAAUAUAGCUUUAAAAUAUAUGUGUAUGCAGUGAGAAAUACAGUUGUAAACUCCUGUAAUCUAAGGAACCUAUUUUGGCUUUUGCUACUGGGAAAACAGGACUAAAAUAAGCCCCCCCCCCCCCAAAAAAAAAAAAAUGGGAGGGGGGAAACUAUUAGUGCUGUUGUAAACAAAAACAAAACUUUUAUUAUCUCAACGUUAUUGUACAGAACACCAUAAAAUUAAGUAACAGCAAACUUUUCAAUACACACAAAGUAAGGUUGCAGUCCUAAAUACCUGGAGUAAGCCCCCCUAAACACAUUGGGACUUGCUUCUUAGUUAACACUUUCAGCCUGAUCAUUUGCAUAUUCUGCUAACAAUAGACAAAGUCCGCUACCCUAAACUCAUAUAUAAUUACUUUAUAUGCUAUUCAAUUUUAGUAAGUAAUAUAUCUUUGAAAUUCUAGUAUAACUCAGUACCAUUUUCCUAAUUGCACCAUUGUCUGAAAGAGCCAUAGCUUCCUGAACAUAAAGGUUUUAAUGUGAUCAUUGCUUCCCAUUGCUGUGACUUUGAAAUCCAUUCGUGAAAUUCCAUUGCUUGCUGCAAAGUGAGAACGAGUGAAAGAACAUAUUUGUGUUUGUGCAUGUAUAUGUCAGCCGAAGGAGAAAGCCUUCUGAGGUACAGUUUAGCAUAGGAAUUUGUAGUACAGCUCACCUAUUUUUCCUUCGUCCCUUAAUUGUAGUUUGUAGAAUAUCACAACUCUACAGUGUUUGCAGGUAUGUUACAUCACCCUUUCCUGCAAGUUUUGCUGACCCUUCAAAGGAUUCUCUUCUUCCCAAGGACCUUAUGCUACUUGUUCUUCCAUAGCAAAUUUUAUAGGAAGCCUGUCUUCAUUGACAACUCUGGGAAUCACCGCUGUAUAACAGGAAGAGGGCAAGCUGUCCAUACCUCAAAUAGAAGCUAUAUCCAAAAUGCUAGAAAGCUGCAGUUUGGCUUUGAGGUUCUUGCAUCUAUCAUAUUUGAUAAAGUAAAGGUAAAGGGACCCCUGACCAUUAGGUCCAGUAGUAGUUGACUCUAGGGUUGCGGCGCUCAUCUCGCUUUACUGGCCGAGGGAGCCAGUGUACAGCUCCCGGGUCAUGUGGCCAGCAUGACUAAGCCGUUUCUGGCGAACCAGAGCAGCGCACGGAAACGCCGUUUACCUUCCCGCUGGAGCGGUGCCUAUUUAUCUGCUUGCACUUUGACGUGCUUUCGAACUGCUAGGUUGGCAGGAGCAGGGACCGAGCAACGGGAGCUCUCCCCGUUGUGGGGAUUUGAACCGCCGACCUUCUGAUCGGCAAGUCCUAGGCUCUGUGGUUUAACCCACAGCGCCACCCGCGUCCCUAUCAUAUUUGAUACCUCACUGUAAAAUAUGAGUUGAUGGAUGGCAUAGCUGAUCACUUGUCUCAGAGGGAGAUAUAUAGGCAUGCGUCUUCACAUUCUCAACUGUUUUUCAUAUGAGCGAUCUGGGUAUUUAUUUUUUAAAAAAACACAUUCAGGUGCUAUAGAAAUGUUCUGGCAAAUUGUGGAUAAAGCAAGCUAUGAGGCAUUCCAGGAACCUAUUGUAGUCCUUAGCUGAUACCAGAUUACUUGAGAGGCUGCCUUAUACACCCAGUAGAACACUGCAGUCUACAAGGGAGUUUCUCCUUCAAGUCCCAAAUAUCUCAGAAACCCUCUCCACAGUAACACACAGCAGGGCUACCCCUGUUCUGUGGAGAAGCAUUCUUGUUGAGACAGGUACCCAGUAUCUGCACUUUUCAGAAGCAGCUCCCCAAACUUUGUGAGUGUCCACUUGCUAAGAUUUAGUCUCAUUUUAAAAAUAUUUGUUGUUUUUGUGUUUUUAACUAUUUACUGUAUUUCAUAAAAUUUAUACACUGCCUCAUUGUAAAAAAAAACCCACACAAACCAAAGCAGUUUACAGAAAGAUAACACAAUAAAAUCAAGAAUAAUUCAUAUCCAUGGUUUAAAAGAUACAAAAGUUAAAAAAACCAAAAAUGGAUUAAAAUCACCUCAACUUUCUAAGUAUCUGGGUAGCCUUGUCUAAAACAGGAAUGUUUUUAGCAGACAUGGAAUUUGUAAAUUGUCUUAUCUUAUGUGUAAAUUGCCUUGAGACAGUGAUUUAGAAGGCGAUUAAUAAAUGGUUGUUGGCAUCUGUCUCAGGAGACAAUGGAUGCUCCUCCAGGGGUGAAGUCAAACUGCAUCACUAAACUGACCUCCCCGGAGCACAAACCUGGGCAGUGUGUAUGGGGGGAGCUUGGGGGGCCUAGAUGACACAACCCUUGUUGAUGGGGUCCGAACAAAAGCAGAGCAGUACGUUUGGCACCAGCUUAGGUGCAGGAGUUGCAUAGGUGCAUAGCUGUCAACUUUUCCCUUUUCUUGAGAGGAAUCCUAUUCGGUAUAAGGGAAUUUCCCUUAAAAAAAGGGAAACGUUGACAGCUAUGUGCCGGAAGGUAGCAGACAUGACACCAUCCAACUGUCUUAGGGACUCCACUCUGGAUUUCUGGAGGGUUUACUCCUUAGCCUUCUCCUUAGCCUUCUCUGCUGCCACAAGGAAGCAGAGGUUUAGGACUAGAGUGUUCUUUCUCCUAAAUGGUCUACUUUCCCAGGUUGAUGAGCCCCACGCACCCCUCGCUUCCCUCUACAACAUGUGCAGAAACCAUCUUCUUGACUGUUGGACCCGCGAUUGGUCUCAUCCACACAAUCCGCCAGAGCAUGCAGGGGAAGUCCCUAACUCACAGAGGGUUUGAGGCCCAUUGGCUCCCCUCACCUGGUUUAGCUGGCCAGCUGAAGCCGUUUCCUGGGAUUAUGGCCGCUGUCCCAUGCUGGCAGCUUCUAGGAGAUACAGCUGAGAGCUGAGUGCAGGGUGGGGACCAAAGGUGGACAAACUACCCCAGAAGGAACACAACAUGUCCUCCCCUAGCUACACCUCCCCUAACACCCCAUACACCCCAAUUAAUUUAUUUAAAAAUUGUAAUAAUAAAAGAUUACUACCAAUAAUAAUAGUGGUACAGUGGUGCCUCGCAAGACGAAAUUAAUUCGUUCCGCGAGUUUUUUCGUCUAGCGAAUUUUUCGUCUUGCGAAGCACCAUAGGAAUGCAUUGAAAUUCAAUUAAUGCGUUCCUAUGGUCAAAAAAAGUCCAAUCAAAGCCAAAUUUGGUACAACAAUAGUUUAUUAACUGCUCUUUAAAGUCACACAUACUUUAAAGAGCAUAUCAAAAAUUGAAGGAACAAUAAAUUAAGUUUCUAAACAUGACAGAAAAACAUUCAAAAAUCAACAAAGUGUACUGUACAUACAUUUUCUAAGACUCUGGGGGACCACUCGAAGAAGGCUCCUCUUCCACUCUUUGCUUCUUGCUGAGGAACCUGUCCAUGGUCUGCUGCUUCAUCCGCCUUUUCAGCAGCUCCCUGAGAGGCAACAUGACCGUCGUAUCAAAAGUGUUCGCUUGGUCAUGUGCCACGUGCUUGUUAGGGUGGUGCCGCUCUGCAAAAGCCUGCACCUCCUUCCACUUCUGGCAAAUGUCCCUCAGUUCUUUGGAGGACGGCCGUUCCUCAGUUGCUUCCUCCUCUUCCAGCGAGGCCUGCUCCUGCGCAACCUCUGACUGCAGUUCAACCAGCUCCUGGGUGGUCAGCUCGUGGUCGUGCUCCUCCACCAGCUCGCAGACGUCCUCCUCUGUGACCUCCAGGCCCAUGGUCCUCCCCAAGGCAACAAUGUCCUGCACCACUGUUGACUCUGGUGCAUCAGAGUCACUUGGUGCCACACAGUCCGGCCACAGGCUGCGCCAAGCGCAAUUCAAAUUUCUUUGGCUGAUCCCGUUCCAGGCCGUGGUGAUCAUCUUCAAGCAGGUGAUGAUGUCGAAGUGGUCCUUCCAGAAUUCCCGCAGGGUGAUGGUGGUGCAAUCAGUCACCUCGAAGCAUCGCCUGAAAAGCUCCUUGGUGUAGAGUUUUUUGAAAUUGGCGAUGACCUGCUGAUCCAUCGGCUGGAGCAGUGGCGUGGUGUUAGGCGGCAGGAACAUGAUGUUGAUGAAGCUGAACUCCUCCAACAAGUCCACCUCAAGGCCUUUAGGAUGAGCAGGAGCAUUGUCCAUCAGAAGCAAAGCCUUCAGCGGCAGGUCGUUGUCCAGCAGGUACUGUUUGACAGCAGGGCCAAAAGCAGGAUUGACCCAGUCCACAAACAGCACACGUGUGACCCAAGCCUUACUGUUGGAUCGCCACAUGACACUCAGCCGCUCCUUGUCAACCUUGUGUUUCUUGAAGGCCCGUGGGUUCUCCGAGUGGUACACCAGCAGGGGCUUGAUCUUCAGGUCGCCGCUUGCGUUGGCACAGAAGAGCAGGGUCAGGCGGUCCUUCAUGGGCUUGUGGCCAGGCAACUUGGCCUCCUCUUGUGUGAGGAAAGUCCUUUUGGGCAUCCUCUUCCAAAACAGCCCAGUCUCGUCGCAGUUGAAGACCUGCUGUGGAAUGUAGCCCUCUGUCUUCACAGCCUCCAGGAACUCCAAGGCAAAGUCUUCAGCCGCAGGAACAUCAGAACUGGCAGCCUCUCCAUGCCUGACCACGCUGUGGAUUCCAGAUCUUGCCUUGAACCGGUCAAACCAGCCUCUGCUUGCCUUGAAGACUUCUGGCUUGCCUGAGGUUCUUGGCUGUUCCCGGAUGAGGUCUGCGUGCAAGGCCUUGGCCUUCUCACAAAUGACGGCCUCAGUCACUGUGUCCCCUGCACGCUGCUUCUCUUCUAACCAGAUGAGCAGCAACUUCUCGACCUCCUCCAGAACAGCUGGGCGGUUCUUCACGAUCCUGGUGACUCCCUUGGCUGCAUCAGUCGCAAGGAUCUUCUCCCUCAUCUUCAGGAUGGUCCCGAUGGUCGAUGGGUUCCUGCCGUACUCCCUGGCGAGGUCCGUCACACGCAUUCCACCGUUGUGCUUCCAGAUGAUCUCCUUCUUCAUUUCCAGCGUCACCUUCUCCUUCUUCCUCUCGCCGGCCUCCGCAGCAACAGCAGUCUUCUUGGGUCCCAUGGCAGUACAGCUCUUACCUUUGUAAACUCAGAAAAAGAAAAAGAAAAUCAGCAAUUCAAACCCAGAACCAAGUCCUUGAAUUCCAAACACCCAACCCAAAAUCCAAAAACCCCAAAAAAAGUUUUAAAAGUUUAACUUACUAAAUGGCUGCAAAUCACCAAAGUCUUCAGAAUCCUCAAAUGGCUGCAAAAGAAGUUUUGGGAAAGCUUUAAAAAUCACCAAAGUCUUCAAAAACCUCAACUGUUCCCCCAGCCCCUCCCCAACUGUUGCAAACCCCUCCUCAACUGUUCCCCCAUCCACCCAGCACACAGAAAUUCAAACCCAGAAAUUUUUUCAAAAAAAAACAACAUGGCCCAAUGGUCACAGAAAACCAUAAAAAUUCAAAAAAAAACCCACACAAGCUUCCAGAUUCUUGCAAACCCCUCCCCAACUGUUGCAAACCCCUCCUCAACUGUUCCCCCAUCCACCCAGCACACAGAAAUUCAAACCCAGAAAUUUUUUCAAAAAAAACCAACAUGGCCCAAUGGUCACAGAAAACCAUAAAAAUUCAAAAAAACCCACACAAGCUCCCAGAUUCUUGCAAACCCCUCCCCAGCUGUUCCCCCAGCCACCCAGCACACAGAAAUUCAAAACCCAGAAAAUUUUUUUUUAAAAAAACAACAUGGCCCAAUGGUCACAGAAGACCAUAAAAAUUCAAAAAAAACCACACAAGCUCCCAGAUUCUUGCAAACCCCUCCCCAGCUGUUCCCCCAUCCACCCAGCACACAGAAAUUCAAACCCAGAAAUUUUUUCAAAAAAAACCAACAUGGCCCAAUGGUCACAGAAAACCAUAAAAAUUCAAAAAAAAACCCCACACAAGCUCCCAGAUUCUUGCAAACCCCUCCCCAACUGUUCCCCCAGCCACCCAGCACACAGAAAUUCAAACCCAGAUUUUUUUUUCAAAAAAAAAUAAACAUGGCCCAAUGGUCACAGAAAAUCAUAAAAAUGCAGAAAAAACCACACAAGCUCCCAGAUUCUUGCAAACCUCUCCCCAACACCAAGUCCUUGAAUUCUAAACACCCCAACCCAAAAUCCAAAAAACCCCCAAAAAGUUUUAAAAGUUUAACUUACCAAACAGCUGCAAAAGAAGUUUUGGAAAAGCUUCAAAAUUUCAGCAAACUCUUUAAAAAGCUCAAAAAGGCCACCACACCGCGUGCAAUGUGUUGCUCCUCGAAGUCAAGUCGCAACUGCACCUCUUCCAGCAAUGCACCCUGGGUUUUAACGGUUUUACGAAAAAGGAAACAAACUUGCAAGACGUUUUCAUCUUGCGAAGCAAGCCCAUAGGGAAAUUCGUCUUGCGAAGCAACUCGAAAACGAAAAAACCUUUCGUCUUGCGAGUUUUUCGUCUUGCGAGGCAUUCGUCUUGUGGGGCACCACUGUAUGUUGCAAGGGUGAUUUCAGAGGGUUGGGGAGGAAAAGAUAACUAACCCAAGUCUAUAAAAUCAAGUGAGCACCACCAUAAUCCGAUAUGCAUAUUCAGAAGUAAGCCCAGUUGAGUUCAGUGGGACUCAGCACUGGAGAAGUUGCAGUAAGAUCACAACCUAAGGCUGUAGUUGUAAUCCCACUUACCUGAGAGUAAGCCCCAUUGGAAUCAGUAGCAUUUACUUAUGGGUAGACAUAGUUAGGAUUGUGCUGUAAGAGACUUCAAAGUCAUUGUGGGUAGCUCACUGAAAAUACUGAUUUAGGGCCGUGAGUCCUUUAAAGAAAUAUGCAGCGGAACUUGUCACAGAAGGUAGAGAGAAGGAAAACAGAAAAGGAUCAAGACGAUUGAAUAAUUCAAACCCAGUAAAAUUUGGAUGGAACUGCUUGAGAUAAUAUAUACAAGUAGGAAAUGUUUAUGGGCUCACUUCCUGCUCACGCAUACCUAUUUCAAGGAUUUGUAACACAUCAACAAUUUGAAAGGAGAAGAAAGUAUCUUCCAAUGAACAAAGUCUUCCCUACUUGGUCACCUGGUGAUGAUUCUUACUUGCUGUAACCAAGCCGGCAAACAGUGAUCUACAAGCCUGCCUGAAUAUGAGACAUAUAGUCACAAAUAGCUUUAAAAACUCUAUUGUGAUUGCUUGUUGCUUUCAUACUUGAAAAAGAAGGUGCCCACAACUCCUAAUCCAUCUUGUCCCUGACAUUUUGAAAUAUGUUUUAAACCACACUAUAUGAUGCUGCUGAACAAAUAGAUUUCAAAUCCUUCUCACAUUCCGUUUAAAUUAAUUUUACUUAAUUCUUAAAGAUGCUCAGGUUCCAAGUUUCCCACCAAAUGUUAGGAAACCUGUUGAAAAUUGGCCAGGAAAGGAGCACAAUAACAUAACUGCCAGCAUCAAAACUCGGGAACGACUCUUCCCCACCAAACUCUAAAAGUGUGGCAAAAAAGAUGAGCUUUUGCCUGGUGUCUAAACGAAUAUAAAGUGAGGGCAAGACAAGCCUUCGAAAGGAAGGUCAUUCUACAAAUGCAGAGCUACCACUGAAAAGGCUAAACUUGGGUUUGUAUAUUCUAAUGCUUAAAGGUAAAGGGACCCCUGACAAUUAAGUCCAGUCGUGAAUGACUCUGGGGUUGCGGCGCUCAUCUCACUUUAUUGGCCAAGGGAGCCGGCGUACAGCUUCCAGGUCAUGUGGCCAGCAUGACUAAGCCACUUCUGGCGAACCAGAGCAGUGCACGAAAUGCCGUUUACCUUCCCGCCGGAGUGGUACCUAUUUAUCUACUUGCACUUUGACGUGCUUUCAAACUGCUAGGUUGGCAGGAGCAGGGACCGAGCAACGGGAGCUCACCCCAUUGCAGGGAUUCGAACUUCCAACCUUUCGAUCAGCAAGCCCAAGCGGCACAGUGGUUUAACCCACAGCGCCACCCGCGUCCCUUAUUCUAAUGCUUAGGAUAUGCCUAAAAUUCCUAAUUUCUGGGCACCUGGGGCAUGGAGCUCUGUCCACUGCUUCUUUUUUUAAUUUAGGUACUGUAAAUAUACUAAGCUUAUUCGGGUUCUUUUCCCUUUUAAUUUUUUUAUUUAAAAAAAAAUCAUCUAAGUGAUUUUUACAUAUUCAUUUGCCACCUGCUUCAUCUUGUCUGUGAUUGCAUUGCCUUUCAGUUUCCCUACUUUUUUGCUGUCUGCAGACUAAAGGUUCCUAACAUGUUCCCAGUUUGGGUAGUACGAACUUAAAAUAUAUUAUUGGAGUGUGGGGGCUGUAUUUCCUUAACUGGCUUCUACAAUUUUUUCUUUCAGAAUUUAAACGAAUACGUAGCUGCCCUAAUUGCAUUAAAGCAAAAGAUCAUUGAUACUGAGUAAGUACGUUGUCACCAUUUUUGCACAAAUGUAUUUUUCGCCUGUGUAUGCAUAACAACUGUUUUCAUUUUUCCGUUCUUGUGCACAGCUUGAUUGCUUUCAAUUUUAUUCAAACCCAAUGGGAGUAAAAUCCCCUGCUCUGCAAAAUUGCAUUCAGUAUGGCCCUGAUGCAGUGAAGCAGCAGCAGAAGAAGAAGAGUUUGGAUUUGAUAUCCCGCCUUUCACUCCCUUUAAGGAGUCUCAAAGCGGCUAACAUUCUCCUUUCCCUUCCUCCCCCACAACAAACACUCUGGGAGGUGAGUGGGGCUGAGAGACUUCAGAGAAGUGUGACUAGCCCAAGGUCACCCAGCAGCUGCAUGUGGAGGAGCGGAGACGCGAACCCGGUUCACCAGAUUACGAGACUACCGCUCUUAACCACUACACCACACUGGCUCCCUUUUAACCACUUUUAACUCGCUUUUAACCACUACACCACACAGGACUGCAGGAGUUCUCGUAGUCCACAAAGGCGCUGUGUUGGGGAAGGACUAUAAAUGGGCAAACAUUGAUUCAGGUAGCACAUCAUGCUAAGCUAAAGAUGACUUAGCACGAGCACACAGGCUACUGAAGAGAAGGUGACAACAAUUGCCCUCUUCCUGCUGUUGUGCUGCCCAGAGCAAAGCCAUGGUUUGGCGUAGUGUGGCAUAUAUGGUACAAGAUGUAAACCAGGAGCAGACCUUGGUUACGGCUCGUGGUUUGUCUGGAGUGAGCCAGUCCAUGAGCUUGGGUUUGGAUAACACACUGAGAGCCAAACCAUAUCUUACUUCCAGGUAGCCCUCACUGAUAACCCACACACUUACACUAAGGCAUGGUUUGGCUUUACAUUAUGUGCGACCAUACUGUAUGUGCAACGUAUUAUCUAUAUUGGUGUGAGAAGUGGAAGGACAUGUUACAUUUUUUAAAUAAAUCAAUCUGAUUUUUUAUAGUAAUGUGAGAAAGCAUAUCUGCCCUUGCUAACUAAUCUAUAAAGCACAGAGAUCAGUUUCAGUAUGCACCAGGCGCAAUAAUAUUUCAUGUAUUUGUUUGUUCAGCAUGGACCUGCAUUUAAUUCUCCCCCCCCCCCUUCUCUCUCUUACAGCCACUUGCUGACAGAAUACCAGCAAAAGUGCAACGAUAUCCUUUUGCGUUUCUUUUCCUAGGAAAUAAAUUGAAUGUGUAUUGCUUGGAGCAAAGCACUGUUGUGGGAAAUCUAAAGUGGUGGUAGGGUGUGUUUAAGUGUUAGAACUUUAUGAUACAUAGUGAGCAUGUCUGUACUGGGUGGCGGAACUGCACACCCUACAGAUGUUGUUGAAAAGGUAGCAACUUUGUGACUUGAAAUCUUGGUGGCGUAAUUUGCCAAGGCUCAGAUUACCCUGAGUUGCAUCAGGCAGCAGUACACAGGUAGGGAACAGCAGCCACAGUGUCCUUGACAGAAAGGAGGCAUCCCGUUUCCUUGGCAACGGGAACAGCUUUUGUGAACAUUAUGUGAAAGAGGCUUCUGUAACUGAAGCCGCUAGUGUAUCCUGACCCCGUCUUUCACUGUCAUGCUAAAGCCUGAAGGUUGCUGCUUUGAGGUUAAUUUUUUAAUAUUUGGGGGCAAGUGCUUAGGAACAAGUCUUGUUGGGCUUUCAUUGAAAAAUGCAUACAUGCUGGGGAAAAAACCAGGCUCCUAACUGCACAGAUUGAAAGGGAAAAUCCAGAGUGUGCAAGCUCAAUAUAUUCAUCAUAACCAGCACUUCAUUUUGUUUGUUUGUUAGGUAUGUAUAAUAUGUGUAUAAUACUGCUGAAGGCGGUUAACAGAGUAAAAUACAAAGGAUAAAAUGGGAACAGCAUAAAAGAAGGUAAAACUGAUAAAAACAACAUCCAAUUGAGCAAACUGCAAAUCAUAACAAGUCAGCUUAUGGGACCAAAAGUCUGUCUGGAUAAAAAUGCUUUUUGCGUGUCAGCAGAAGAUCAUCAGAGAAAAUGUUUCUCCUGUUGUAGGUGUAGUUUGUAGGUAGACCCCCAAGUCUACAGAGGCUCAAAUCUUGCAUGUGAGAUUGCCAGACGAUGGUAGGAAAAAUUAAGCAUGCAAAGACAAGCUGCCGUUCACACAGAUGGUAAAAGCAAACUCAACCAUUGACAUGUCAGGUUCUGCUCUGUACAGUUCUCAAGUUCUUGGGCCCUUGAGAGUGAUAAUAAAAUAUCUUGUUCGUGCUUCCUUCGAGGCAAGACAUCAAAUACAUCCUUUUCGUACAUGAAUAUUGCUAUCAGACUCAUAAGAAAUGCCUCUGAGGCACAGUGGGUUUUGUUGAUGUGUAACUGUGGCCAUUGAGCUAAUCUCUGCAUUUCAGGUUUUCUUUAACCAGAUAUCACAGCUUCAAUUUGCUGUAAGGUAAGAACUCAUUCUGCUUGAAUUCUGACGCUGUGCCCACGGCUUUGGUCUUGGGAGUUAUCACUGCUUGAUGAAUCUCUGGGUGUUAAUAAUUUGUUCUACUGUACUUUGUCUGCUCCCUGUGACAAAAGAGUGAGGUGCUGAGAAUAGUUUUUAAUCAAAUAUGUUUGAGAGUGCAAUGGGAUAUUAUAAGGACAUUUUGGUUUGUGUUUGCUAUGUGGCUUGGGCCAUGGUGGGAGGGCAUGGGGCUACUGUGACUUUGUGUCCACGGAGACAGUAAGAUAUUGCAUGCAAGUCUCUUGCUUCGUUUCCACUUCUGUUAUAUUAAUUGCCCCGUUUCAGAGAAAAUGACACACUUCGUCACCAAGUGGAGCAAAUGCUGCAGAAAAUCUUGCCUCUAGAAAAGUGUCAGGAGGAGCUGGGAUCUGUGAAAGCAGAGCUGGAGGAGAAGAAGGUAAUUAGAAAAUAUUUAGAAAGAAAGUGGUGAGGCCUGCUUUGAGACAUCUGGAUUGCCUAUCCCUGAGUGAGGGUUUGCACAAGAGUGACCUUAAGAAGGUAGCUGGAGGGUUGUUCUGUAAUCCCUUCAUGCAGGGAAGGGGAGCUUCAGACCCACAGGACUAACUGAUUAACCCCUCCAGGCCUCCCCAUUUGGCCCAUGAGAACAUCUUUUUAUUCUGAAAUAUUCUGGCCCUCAAACAGAGGGAGGAACGAAGCAGUGGAGCCAAUGGAGCUCGUUCUUACCUUGGCAUGCCAGCGCUGGCAGCAGAGAGACUCCCUCUGUCACCAGCACCCGGUGUGCGGAGGACAGAGCUGUAUCUGGCCAAUGGAGCUCAUUCUUCCCUCGGCGCCUCCCCUUUUCAACUAUUUCAAGCUAAUAUCGCCCAGCCCUAGUAGGCAUCAGGGCCAGAGUCUUUUUAGUGGUGGUUCCACAGCUGUGGACACCCCUUCUCCUGCAACCUUAUUUAGUGUAUGUCUUCUCACUUUCGCAAUGCUGUUUCAUGAUAUUAGGAAUCAAUGCAUUAGCUAUAAGAAAAUAAUUGUUUAUUUGCAUGUCUGUAUUUUAAUCACUAUCUGUUUCUUUAACUAGAGUUCACUCAAGAUAUACCAGGAAACUCAUCUGGAAUAUGUUCGGGUGAAAGAUGAAAUGAACAAAAGUGACACGAUGUGAGUCAUAUAAAGGAACCAAAUAGUGAAUUUAUACUAUUUUUCACCUUUGCAGUUAGAUGAAAAGGUCUUCUAUGUUCAGAUUAUAGUAAUGUUUGCGGGGAAAGAGAGGGAAUUAAGAACUCUCUCAGUGUAGGAAUUAAUCAUAUGCUACCGUAUUUUUCGCUCCAUAAGACAUACCUGAGUAUAAGAUGCACCUAGUUUUUAGAGGGGGAAUGCCAGAAAAAAAAUAUUCUUUAAAGGGCUGCCCUCUGUCCCUUCCCCCACCUCUCGCAAAAGCCGUGCUCCCUUUAAAAAGCGUGCGGAGCAUGUGUGCGGCUCUUGGGGGCUUUUCCCCGAGGAGGGACUGAUGGGCUGCCCUUCUCCCUCCUCAGGGAAAAGCCCCCAAAAGCCACACACACACUCCACACUGCUCUUCAAAGGGAGCGCUGAGCAGAGCCUCCCGCCUGCAUUCGCUCCAUAAGACACACAUACAUUCCCCCUUACUUUUUAGGAGGGAAAAAGUGUGUCUUACGGAGCAAAAAAUACGGUACUUCUUGUUGUUAGGGCCACAUAGCCAGUACUGAAACACAAAACCAUAUUAGGUGGUGUUUCGGGGAGGGGGAGCCUAGCGGUCCAAAAGGAAAGGCAAGCGACCCGUUCUGAAUUCAUUCCCUACCUACCCUUCUCGCUAUUUGGGACCCGGGUUAUCAGAACCCACAUUCCAUGAAGUGUGGUACGGCAAAUUAAGUCCUGUUGAUUACUUGGAAAUGGUUGCUGGCUGAGGGGACAUUCACUUAACUUCUACUAGUCUUCCAGACAAAAAAGGCUAGGUUUAUUUUGAUCCUUGCUUGAAAUGCACAACAUGAAUAUGCCCCACAGUGCCUUGAUGUAGGUUUUGGAUGGGAGGUGUACUAGCCUAGCCAAAAACAGUGUGGAAGGGGAGGCAUGUGCUACAUCUGACCCACCUGACUUCCCUAUUCAGUGGUGCAAAUAACUCUGGGGCACACUCUGAAUUAGUGCACUUCCGACCACUUCUCAUUCUGGGAGUUGGUGCGUUCUUUGCUGCAGUGAAUGGAGUAGAUAUGUUCAGAGUGGCCUGUAACCAAAACUCAUUGCCCAGCUGGGCCGCAUCCUGUCUCUCCUUCGCCAUGACUUUUCUACCUGCUCCUCUCCCUUGAUGUAUGAUAUAUUUUAUGGACAGACAGUGUAGCAGUGACGAUUGUGGGGUCCUAGCAUCACAAAGAAUUGGGCGCGGGUCCAGUUUCUAAUUCAAAACUCAACCGGAAGUGUAAGCCUGAGCUACACAAAUCAUAAUAAACCUGUGUUAUCAAGGAAGCUUUUAUGUUCUGUAUAUUAGAUUGAACAAAAAGCCAAAAAUCUGUACCAAUAGAAUACUAUCCUCAUUUCUUGUGUUGUUUUUUUUAAACAUGGUCAGGAAGAAGAAACUGGAAACUAAAGUGAAGAAACUUGAAGGUAAUUCACUGCAAAUAAAUUCACAUUUCAGAUUCAGAAAACCUUUAGGUUUAAAGUAAUACAUUGUUGUAAGGAAAGAGAGUAUUGCAUAGUUUAUGUGUAAUUUAAGUAGGGUUGAGAGGUACACCAACAAUUUUGCCCCAGUCAGUUUACCUUAAAAACCUGAGUUUGAUUCACCUUUUGCUUUCUUCACUGUUGCCUUUACCUUUUGCCCCAUUUCAACUAAUAUCAGGAUUGCAGUGUCAAAUGCUUUGCUUCUGUUUCAUGGGAAUAAAAGAAAGAACAAUUCCUGAGAUAAAAUUGAGCUAGCUAGUGCGAGAAUGAAUUGGCUUGUAAAAGGUUAAUUAUACAUCUGGGUGGAAUGUACACACAUAUAAAAACCAUUCUGAAAAUGCUUUUUUAAAAGCGUUUUUAAAAAUACAUUGAAUUUUCCAUUAGGCUCACCAUCUAGUGUCACAUUGUAUAUUGCACUUAAAACAUUUUAGUUGCAGCUGUGUAGCUGAGUCCCUGUUUUAAUGAAACUGUCAAUCAAAGUAUAAAAAUUCCAAGAUUGCCUUAAGUCAUGAAUUGUUAGAAUUUAGAGUGGUCUGUUGUUAGAAAGCUGUAAAAUAAUUUCAUUAUUUAAAUCAUAAAAGGUUUAUACUAUAUUUUCUCAUGAAAAUAUAUGAGAAAUGACAGCAGGAAGACAAUUGUGCUCUCCUGUCCUAGCUCUGGGCAGCUGUUAGUAGCUGUGACAAGAUCCUGAAAUUAAGAAUGAAAGGUCCUUAAAAUUAUUUCUUGUUUGUUUUUGUCCUGAUUUUCAUGUCACGUAUUGCUCUACCUGUUUAAUGUCCAAAGGAAAGUAAAAUAACUGUUAAGAAAUUUGUCUCUUGAGUGUUUAUAAAUUAAAUGUCAGUGUAGUACCUCUGCCAAACCCCUGGUAGCUGAAUAACCACUUCCAAAAAACCUAGUUGGAUUGCUGCAUAAAUUUUUAUCCGAGUAUAACAUUAUGCAAAGAACUCAGACUUAAUUAUUGCCAUUUAAGGAUAUCUGUAUGCAUUUUAGGGUCUUAUAGCAAACCUUGACAAAGCACAAUUUAAGAAUUUGACCUGUUGAAAUGGAAGGGUGCAAAUAUAUAUUUAUUACACGGAAAGGUUUUGUUGUCAAUGGUGUUUGGUAUGAAUAAACUUCGAGUUCCCUAGGGCUCAUUAAGCAGAAUUCUAAGGCAUGUGGGCAUUUACGCAUUUGGAAAAAAAGCUGUGGAGCUGUUGUGUUCAGUUGGUAGGAUAAUACAUGUCUCUGACCGAGCCAAGCAGCAUUCAUCCAGUGUGAUGAAAUCCUAAUGAAAUACAUGAUACUGCAGAGCUGAAUGCUGCAACCCCUAGAUAAACUGUUAGAGUUUGACAAAUCUGAAAGGGAAGGCAUCACCAUGCAAGUGCAUUUCGCCCUUGUUUGCUGACUUUUGUGCCAUUAAGUCGAGCUUAAUGGUUUUCAUGCAUUUUGAUUGCUUUUUUCCUUUAAAUGAAGAGGCUGCAGCAAAGCACAUCCAGGAAUUCAAGCAGCUGAAAGCAGAGAAGAAAGUUCUUGAGAAGGAAUUGAAGAAAGCACAGGUAACUUUCUUAAGCAGGGGUUUGGGGAGGUUGUUUUUUUUUGCAUUUUUGCAGUAAGCACAAAUUAGUGUUUCUUUGCAUGCUUUGUUAUAAGUUACAGAGUAAGUAUCUCCUCCUAAUGAUUCCCCCCCCCCCAAGAUGCAGAGUGUGUGUCAUAAAUGUGGACUUGGCAUGCCUACUUUCCCCACUGUUCUUAUCUGUUGAUGACUUCUUUCCCAUCAUUGCAAUGGGUAAACUGGUGGAAGACUAGACAAUGUGGGGAGAACUGAUCACAGAAAUUGUUUAGGCUGCUGGGCAGAAUUGUUGCUGCUUUAAGGUCCAAAGUAAAAAAGUUAUUGUUACACGGUACCCAUGUGCCAUGAUAAUUGGGGGGGGGGGGUUUAAAAUAAAAGACAGCUCUUUCCUCCUCCCUCCACCUUGGACCUUACAGUCUAAAUUUGGACAGAGGGAAUGAAGAGGUAACAAUAAGCACAGAAGGGGAGGGAUAGGAGAUGGCAAGAGUAACAAGGGACAGUUCCGAUUUUCCACCAAGCCUAUGAAACCAGGGAGCCUGUGACCCUCCAGGUGAUGGUGGACUCCAACCCCUAUCAGCCCUAGCCAGCAUGACCAGCUGUAAGGGACGAUGGGAGUUGUAGUCUAGCAAAAUCUGGAGUCUUCCAAUCCCUAUACAGUGGUAUCUCAGGUUACGAACUUAAUUCGUUCCCGGGGUCCGUUCUUAACCCCAAACCGUUCUUAACCUGAGGCGCGCUUUCGCUGAUGGGGCCUCCCCUCGCGCCGCCGGCACGCAAUUUCCUUUCUCAUCUUGGGGCAAAGUUCUUAACCCGAGGUACUACUUCCGGGUUCACGGAGUUUGUAACCCGAAGCGUUUGUAACCCGAGGUGUUUGUAACCCGAGGUGCCACUGUAUAAUACAUUUGAGAGGUCAUGAGGUAGUUUAAACAGUAACCAGAGUCGAAUCUCUUUCCACUGACAAUACUACAAGUUAAGGAUGUUAAUGUGGUAUGGUUUUCUUCCUUUGAUGUUGACAGGAGAAGACUGAUGGCUUCCCGAAUGCAAAGCAAAAGAAAGGUGAUGCUUCACUUUAUUUUACCUUAAUAGAGUUUCAGUGGCAGGGUUCCAGUUUUAAUUGUUGAUCUGAUAUCUGUGUCUGUUUUAUUUCCCCUCAGUGCUGAAGAAUGCUGAGACCCAAAGUGAGAGAGCGAGUCCUGUAGCAGACCUAGACAAAGGUUGGUAUGUAUAAAUAUUUUCUCUCUAAUAUAAGAAGAUUGCAGUGGCUCAUAGCUACUGUUCUUUGAGUUGUCAUCUGUACAGUCAUCACAUCCUCAUACUACAAGGCCUCACCCUUCAGCCCUACUUGGAUUCUUGCAGGUACCCUAAAGGAGCUGAAUAGGAGAGAUUGCCCACUGCAUGGGACAUGUGCAAGGCACCAAGAUCUGCCUGAGAAAAGGGCUUGAGAGCAUGGCCGCCUCAGCCAGCAAGCCCAAAGGUUCUGCUUUGUGGUCAUCCACAUGUAACAAGCUGCAUGACGAUAGGUCAGGGGUCAGCAACCUUUUUCAGCCGUGGGCCAGUCCACCAUCCCUCAGACCAUGUGGUGGGCCAGACUAUAUUUUGUGGGGGGGGGGGGGAAUGAACAAAUUCCUAUGCCCCACAAAUAACCCAGAGAUGCAUUUUAAUUAAAAGCACACAUUCUACUCAUGUAAAAACACGCUGAUUCCUGGACCAUCCACGGGCCGGAUUGAGAAGGCGAUUGGGCCGCAUCCGGCCCCCGGGUCUUAGGUUGCCUACCCCUACGAUAGGUUUUAUGUCAGCUUGAACUUGUUACUCUGCUGUAAGUAUUCUUUGCUUCUUAGAACUGCAGUUGGAUGGAGACAAAUUAUUUAUCAUUGCCUAAGACGAGGUCGUCAGACAUGAUACCCAAGACCUUGCUUUCCAGCAUCUAACCCCCUACAAAUUAUUGAACCACUGAGAGACUGAUUCGUUGCUCACUAAUGCUGGGUGUCUCAGCCGUGGCCUGUCACCACUGCUCCCUUGAAAUUAGCAGCACGUUUCAAUGAGCAUGGAGACCAUUGGACGGCCGAGCAGAAGGCAACAUUUGCAAUUUCCCCAGUUUUGUAGAGUGAGUGGAAGCCUAGGGGAUUAGAUGGCAGACAACAGAGCUGUAAGGAAUUGAUCUGCGUGGGUGGGGAACAAGCUGUUGGGUCCUGUUGCGCUCAUGGGGGAAUUUUAGAACAAAAGUUGUGAUGCUUUUGGGGUGGAUUGUAGAGAGGUGUUUUAGAAUUUAACCCUGGUCUUCCUGGAAAAGCUAGUGAUUUGGGGCCGAAAACAUUUGUGUUUUUGUAUAUGCUGGGCAUCUGCUGAGUGGGAGUUUGGGCUAUCUCUUCAACCCUUCCCUUCCCACUGCAAGCUGUAUAGGACACGAGAACUUUUUUUUGUCUAGAAGGCCAUGUCUGAAGUGCAGUUGCCAUUUUCAGAUCAACAGGCAAAAAUUUGACUAGUCUGCCCACCCAGGUUCAGUUGGGUGCAUUCAUGACUUGUUAAGGGGUGGAGAGAAGGACACAUUUGCUUUCAAAGAAGCUUCUCUACCUGGUCGUCUGGAAGUGCUUUCUUUCCUGCUCCAGGUGACAAGAACUGAAUCUAUCCCUCUCCUUUUAUGUGCAAGUACCAACCAGGAAGCCACGGCCACAUCAUGGGCAAAGCUAUCAGUCUCCCUUCUUAUUUUUGCAAUGUUCAGGAGAUGUAAUCUUCUUAUAUUUAUAAUGCUGAAAUAUUGGUGUGUGGUUUUUUUGUUUGAUGUUAUAUUUGCUAUUAUGUUGCUGUGGAAUUGCUAUGGAAUUGUUCUUGCAGGGGCUGAUUUUGAGAUGCAUUCCUUUUUUUUUGCAAGCCGCUUUGAGCAUGAAUCUUUUCAAGGAAAGGUGAUAUGCAAAUAAAAUGGUGAUCAUGCCACAAAGUGCUGAGAAUACCAACAAAGGGAUACAACCAGAGCUCCUUAAUUUCAUUCCAUUUUUUAAAAAAAUUGCCGCUUACUUAGCAAAGAGGCAAGCAGAGGCAAGAAGGAAAUGAUGCAAUUUAAAUAGAUUCAGGUGGAUUUCUUGCUAUUGCUUAUCAUGUCAACAGGCUGAAUCCUCUGAGGAGGCAGAGGCUCAAGGGAGUUGCCAAGAAGGGGAAAAGAACAUGUUGGUUAGCUUGUAUUGUAACAAAUUGUGUCAAGUCAGAACUUCUGCUGAAUAUCCAUCGAUUUGUCGAGAAAUUGGGCUGACUCAUUUGUGCUACCUCGGGUUAAGUACUUAAUUCGUUCCAGAGGUCCGUUCUUAACCUGAAACUGUUCUUAACCUGAAGCAACACUUUAGCUAAUGGGGCCUCCCACUGCCGCCGCACCGCCAGAGCACAAUUUCUGUUCUCAUCCUGAAGCAAAGUUCUUAACCCUGAGGUACUAUUUCUGGGUUAGCGGAGUCUGUAACCUGAAGCAUAUGUAACCUGAAGUGUAUGUAACCUGAGGUACCACUGUAUUUUUGUAUAGCCCUUCAAUCAUUUUCCAAGGGCAGUUUGCAAGAAAGUGCUGCACUCAUAUCACUGCUCAUAUGUUUCCUGAACAUUGGACCAGAGUGGUGGGCCUCCAUCCUCUGCUCAACUCUCCAAGGAAAUAGCUAACCAGCAGCAAAGAGAGAGCUGCUCUGUUGGGAGUUGUCACCUCCAGGUGUCUUUAGGUAACAGAUCCUGACAUAGCAAGCUUCCUUCAACUUUACUGAGAAGCCUUGGCAAGUCAAUAGAGGAGGCCUAGUAGGCUAGAGGUUUGCCAUCACUGGAACAGACAUAACCUCAGCAGUUUGGGAUUUGCUUCUUAUUCCCUGUAUUAGUGAAGAAAUAUGUGUGCAGAUACAGAUAUAGAUAUAUAUUCUAUUAAUCCAUGUUUCUCUGCAAGUACCAUAACAGUUUGGAUGCCUCUUUGGUUAUUUUACAGAGAAAAUUAAACUGCUGUUGCAGGAGCUCUGGAUGUGUAUUGACAGCUCGACAGGAAAAAGUCAAAUCAGCAAAAAUGACUACAUCUUAGGUGAGACCCAAGUACUGUAGCUCUAGAGAUAAUUGGAAGUAGUCGCUUUCCUUAGAGAAAAAGUAUGUUGCAAUUUUCAAGAAGAGUAAAGAAAAAUUGCCUCUUUUCUCACCUGCAGCAACAGAUUUUCAUGGUCAUUCAAGAGCACGUGGAAAAAAAAGUGAGUACUUUUAGAACGGCACUCUGCCGUUGAAUCUCACGACAGACGGAUGCCAAUAAUUAACCUUUAGAAUGACUUUGUGUUAUGCUUUUAAUAUUUGCAUAAUUUAAAUGCAAGAACAAAAUAUAUGCAUAUAUACUUGCAGGGCAUUUGCAGUUGUCUCUAGGCUGCUGGAAAUCUUCCUUGGCGUGUCCUCCUUCCUCCUAUGCCUUCUUCCAAGACUGCACUAGGAAUGCCUUACACUUUUUAAGGGAAAAUUUUGUGAGGGUAUGGGAAGGUUACAAAAACUGUACGGCACCCCAGAAACACAGCAGGGGCCCCCCGAGAGUGGUCAGUAGAAUUAACACCAGGAUCUUUUAAAUUAAAAAAUAAUAAUUAAGGGGAUACUUUCUGGAGGGCCUGUGGAGUUGCAAAAAAAACUUUCAACACCACAGUGAUGUACCUGUAGGACACUCAGUAAGAUGGAUAAUAAACCAUUUGUUUUAAAAUGGGUUUUAAAACUUUUUUUUCAAAAAAAAUGUGAAGGUCUUCCUCCCCGCAAAAAAUAAAAUAAAAUUGGGGGAAAAAAUCCUCAGGCAGGAGGUAGUCCUUGAACUGCAGGUUCCCCACCCUUUCCUUAAACCUUCAGAAAGUGGAGGAAAUGUGAAAACCUUGUUUACACUGUAGAUGAUCUUGUGCCCCAUAGAAACGCCGCGGAAUCCUCAACAGUUCCGGAAACCUCGAGAAGAGAGGCCUUCUGGUUGUCCUUCACCUGAAACCUGUACGACACACGUUUCUUUGGCACCGUUGCAGACAAAGCUGGGCGACAGACUCGCUGGGCAUGGUAGCCCAGUAGAGAGCAAGGCCAUGGAAACCACGGGCGCUUACAAUGGUGGCGGCGCUUUUUACGAAGGCAGAUCUCUAGAAGUCAUUUCAGAGACAGAUUUGGGAGAGGGCAACGUGGAUGUUUUUAGCACGGAACAGGACGAACUUGGUGAAAAUCUGCGAGAUAUUUUGAAGUGGGUUAGGCCUCUUCCUCCUCUGCUGUCUCCCAUACAGUUUUCACCUGCUGCUACUCCAGUAAGUCAAAAUAUGGGUUAAAAUCGUGUGCCCUAGUAAUGUCAUAAUCUUGAUUUAAUGUUGACUUAAUACAGUACAGCAAGUCUACUUGUGGAUGGAGCCAGGGGGGCCAGAAAGAGGCAGUGCUAUCCAUGGGUAGUACACUUGGCUCAUUCUCAUUCUCAGUUGAACAGGCUUUGCAGGUAUUCAUAGUGCUCCAAAAAGCAAAAAAAUACUACCCCCACCCUCCCGAUAGCAGGAUAAAAUCAGUAAAUGUGUAAUAUACCUGGGCAGUGAUUUCUCUGUUAUACCACUUUCAACUAUCCAAAAAACCCCCACAAUUACCUGCCUUCAGAGUAUAGUAGGCCCGGACCUAAAAGAAUCGUUACCAUUGUAUCCAGUUUAAUGGAACAUAAUAAUAAUAAUAAUAAUAAUAAUAAUAAUAAUAAUAAUAAUUUAUUUAUACCCCGUCCAUCUGGCUGAGUUUCCCCAGCCACUCUGGGCGGCUCCCAAUCGAGUGUUUAAAACAAUACAGCAUUAAAUAUUAAAUUCCCUAAACAUAUUGUCAAACAGUGGGAUAUAAAUUAAGACAAUAAAUGUGGUGGCAGCUCCUGUUGUGAUUCAUAAGAGCAGCGGCUCUGUCAUAGGGCUGUUGUUUUUUCUCCUUCCCCGACUUCCUUAAGUAAGAACUGUUAAAGUGUAAAAUGAUAGCUUUCUCGGUUAGGAUGUCAUCCUUGCUAAUUCCAUUGCUAGGUUAAAACAGUUUGGUUUUAGAAUACAGUGGUACCUUGGUUUAAGAACAGCUUAGUUUAUGAACAACUUGGAAACAGAACGCUGCAAACCCGGAAGCAGGCGUUCUGGUUUGUGAACUUUGCCUUGGAAGCAGAACACGUUCCACUUCCUGUUGAGUGUGUUCCAUUUGUAAACUGAGUCCUCCGCUGCUAUGAGAAAGCACACCUUGGUUUAAGAAUGCUUUGGUGUAAGAACGGACUUCCGGAACAGAUUAAGUUUGUAAACCAAGGUACCACUGUAUAUUGAACACCUGGAUUUUCAGCUUCUGGCUGCUGCUAUUUUUGUGGUGGUCCUGUGUUUUAGUUUUAUUGACUGUGCGUCACUUUGAGCAUUGCUUUUUAAAUAGUGAAAUGACUCAUGUUUUUAUGGAUUAAGAUGAACCUUUGCAAGUGAGCUAAGCCCUGUAAAAAGGAACUCUCUCUCUCUUUGUUUCUGAUAGAUACUCUUUAGUUUAUCUUAGUCUUAGUUCUUAUUGAAGUGGUAAAACCUCUGUGCAAGAAACCUCAAUAGAAAAGUGUUUCUCAAAAAGAACUACUUCCUGUUUUCUAGCUCUCUGUGGUUUGGUUUAUAAGGAAAGCGGGUGGCGCUGUGUGUUAAACCACAGAGCCUAGGACUUGCCGAUCAUAAGGUUGGUGGUUCGAAUCCCCGCGACGGGGUGAGCUCCCGUUGCCCCCGUCCCUGCUCCUGCCAACCUAGCAGUUUGAAAGCACAUCAAAGUGCAAGUAGAUCAAUAGGUACCGCUCCGGCGGAAAGGUAAACGUGCGCUGCUCUGGUUCUCCAGAAGUGGCUUAGUCAUGCUGGCCACAUGACCCGGAAGCUGUACGCCGGCUCCCUCGGCCAGUAAAGCGAGAUCAGCGCCGCAACCCCAGAGUCGGUCACAACUGGACCUAAUGGUCAGGGGGCCCUUUACCUUUACCUUUAUGGUUUGGUUUUCAUGGUUUUGAAGAAAAUGCCAUCAUGUAAACCUGCAGCUCUGAUGUGAAGUGGAACAGAGCAGAAGUAGGUUUACCAGUUUACUGAGAACUACACCUCAGUCAUGUUUUUAGUGCAUAUCUGUUUUGAUGUGUCUUUAGCAGUAUCAGUUUUUUGAAAGGGAAAAAAGUAAUGAACAUUGUAACUUGAAUGGCUGUUCAUAAAACAUUUGAACUGUUAUGAGUACUAUAUUAAUUCUUCUCAUUUAUCUCUUUAAGGAUACGUUAUUUGGAAACUUAACAGAUUCCAGUGAUGAAGAUGACAUGAACCAGGAUGUGCAAAUGCUUGAAAAUAUUUUGGGGGAAAAUGAACCAAAAGCUGAAAUUCCUUACGAGAACCAUUCAGCAGAAUCUCGGAGCAAAUGCAUAUCUUUUAGCGCAAACAAUACAAAUGGCAAUUCUCAGGAGUCACCUGAAAGACUUAGCAAUUUGACGGAAGAAGAGUCAGCACUGUGUCACGACCCUGUGACAGAAACAUCAGUAUAUCCUAUUGAGGGAGGUGCCAUAUCAAAGAGUGAGAAGCAUCUGCAGGAGAAUUCUGACUUUUUGGAGGCACGCACAGCCACUGAACCAGCAGCACACGGUACAGAAAACGUCAACAAAAACUUAGAUAAUAUGACGAAAGCGAAAGACAAACUCAUGAUGCCUGCUUUAUUGUCUCCAUCGGCUAACUCACAAGGUCAAGAAAAACCAGCUGAGUCAAUGCCCAUGAAAGAAGACGUUGGAAGCAGCAUUGACCAUGUGCACAAAGAGCCUAGUAACUUCUUGAAAGGAGAGAAGGAAGAGCUCAUUGAGACAGUGGGAGGUGAUUGGCUUCAAACACCCAAAGGUGGCAAUCAGCAGCAAACCAAAGGGUCCAUUUUAGCUACUGAAAAUGUGCUUGUAACUCCUGAAAUUUCUAAGGAUGUUUCUGGUGAUGUGCGAGGAGGAAUGGGGAAUGGCCCCAGUGACAGCCAAUCUAAAUUUAAUUUUGAGAAAGCAAAAUGCAUUGGUGAAGAACACACUGAACCUGUAACAGCAUUCAAACGAAAUGCAACUGAAGGGAUCUGCUCAAGCAGCAGCGAUGAAGCAUUAACGGAAGAGAAAAUGAAUUUCGUUAACCAUAAUUUCCUCUCUGAAAUGGAGUGUUCUAGGGCACUGCUCCAGCAACGAAAUGCUGAGAUAACAUUUACACAGGACUUUGAAAAAGAUUCUCAUGUCUCCGAUGCAGCCAUCAAAUCACAAUGCGUAGAAGAAAAUCACAGUAGCGAAGAGGAAUGUGGCAAGCAAUAUGAAUUAAAUGGGGAGAAUAAACUAGGGAAUGCUGAUACCUUGAGGUCCCACUCUCAUAUUACAGUGGCAAGUGAUGGAUGCAAUAAUUCAUUGUAUCAUAUAGGUGAAAGCAGCACUCUCCCUUCUGUGCCUACUAAACAUGGAGAAGAUGACCAGCGGAAAGUUGAAAAUGAAAACGUAGGCAAAAUGAAACCCAAAUCAAUGGAUGUAAAAAAAGAAUGUGUAGAACUAGAACAAUACAUUGACCAAAAAGUUUCUGUUAAAUCGCUACAAGAGGAGCCAGGUUAUCAAAGCAGUCCUAUGUUAGCAGCACAAGCAUUUAUUAUUGAAGGGUGUCCUGAGGGGUCUCUUGAAAGUAAACACACACUCUUUGAAUCAGAGAAUGUCACUCAAAGUGCUUCAGAACUAGGGUGUGAUGAAAAUGCAGGCAUUAAACCUGAGUGUAAGUCCAAAACACAUAGCAUUUCAAUUAACUUUCAGCACACUGAGGCUGUUGAGGAAGAUAUAUGCCUGACAUCAGAACGGCUUGAGAAGGAAGAUAGUGAACGGCUGAAAAUAACAGAAACUGGGACUGCACAGUUUAUUAUAGAAGAAGGAAGUGAAAAAACAUCUGCUCUUGGAACUCUGUGUGACAGAAAUAUGGAGCCCAGUUUGAUUUUUAAAGAUUUGCAGUAUGGAAAAAAUGAUGCACCACCUCAAGAAAAGGCAAUCUGGAAUGCUGAAAGCAAUUCAUCUGAUAAAAUGAAGCAUGCUGCAGAAGGGACAGAAACGAAUUAUAAGUGCUCUGUAACAAGUGGGGUGGAAUUAGAACAGAACACAAAUGAAGGUCUUGCUCAGUCUGUUCAAGAUGAAUUAGAAGCAGAGAGUGCAGUUAUUGAAACAACUUCCUCUGUCACUACAACAGUUGGUUCUAAGUCCACUGCAGAGCCCUCCAAUGUCACUGUGUCCCACAUUGAAAUCAGUUAUGAGCUCUUCAGCAGAAAUGGCCAAAGCUCUGUCCCAGGGUACAUUACCCCUUCCUCUCAAAGCAGAGAAGAAGAUGCUGAUCAUAGGGAUCAUGAUUCUGGAGAAGACUUGACAAGUAAAGAGGCAAAUGUUCUUGAUUCUGAGGUAGACAAAAAUAAGUCCCUAGAUUGUUGCAGUUUCCAUGAAAUGGAAAUCGAACAAGCCAGAGAACAGCCAACUCUCAGGGAAUCCCAGAUAAUGUGUUGGGGGGAGCUCACUAAAGCACAAACUGCUGAGGCAUCGAGCCUGAACAGUGUUAAUACUGUAGACAUUUUUGUAGUGAGCGAAUCUGUUCCAAGUGAUGAGAAGCUUCUUGUUCCUCUUGAUAAAACGUUAGGGAUUCCUUCAAGAAACUGUGAGGUAGAACCUAAUCUGAGUGAAGCAACAGCUAAAGAAACUGAUGCAAUAUCAAGCAGAGGUGCAAGAUCUGAAGGGGUGAAUGAACUGACCGUGUCUGAAAGUACUAUCAUGCUUAUGAAAUCAUCUACCUUUGAUUCACCAGAGGAAGAGGUUUUCGCAUUAAGGAAGGUGAAUUGCACAAAACCACAACCAACGCUUGCAGCGCCCAGAGCAGAUGUGGGUGGUGAGCAGGAGCUGUCCCAUGUAACAGAAGAGGCAUCCCCGAAAUAUACGCCGGCUGCAGUACAUGACACUGGCUCCCAUGUUGCUGAAGUGACGGAAGGGAUAUGGGAACAUUCAUACGCAACAAGAAGGACGUGUAGCGAUGAAAAUACCUCCUUCAAAUCGGAAUCUCUUGCAGCAAUAGAGAAGUCUGAAGAGAGGCAAGCAGGACAAAGCAUUUCAGCAGUCGUUUCAUUGAUGAGACAAGGGCUAACCCAUGACAGAAAAUCUCUCUCCAGGAAGUCUCCUGCAAGUGAUCCAGAAUUUAAUAGUGAUACAGAAUACAGGGACACUAGUGUAGAAACCUUGGAAACCCAGUUAGAUUUCUUUAAAGGGAAAGCAAGUGCUGAGGAAGAAAGAAGCUUUAGCCCUUUGGGAUGCAGCUCCAGCCUGAUGCAGAACCAGUUAACACCCGUCUGUCUUGAUGAGGACGCCAGUGCCUCCCACAACAAGAAAACCCAUAUAAAAAACGAGGGGGGAACUAUUGCUGCUCAAACCAGCCGGCAUUCCGUACCACCUGCUUCCGAAUCUUCCAGCUCUAGCUCUAAACCACAAAAAAUAGUGUCUGAGAAAGUGGAAUCUCCCACUGGUCUUGCAUCUGACGGAAAUAACGGAGCAGGACAAGCGCUUGAAACAUCAGACUCUAUAAAUGUUUCAGCAGAGGCAGGUCUUAGGCCUCUCCAGAGAAUACCUAGCUGCAAGGGGAAGAGGAAAAGCCGACAAGCACUGCUCACUGAGACCAUUUUUGCCAACGCAGAUACUUCCACGCCUACAGUGUAUUCUCCUCCAAAAACCCUGACAAAAAUUAGGGAAGAGAUGGGCCCUCCAUUACCUCCCUUGCUCCCACCUCUGAUACCUACUCCUCCAAGGACGGUUAGGCCCCUCUCCCCACUGAUGUCAUCGUCUAGCCAGUCUUCUUUGCCUUCCCCACUUGAUGGAAUGAAUUCUCCUUUACGGGAAACUCCAGUUCCUCCUCUAAGGUCGCCGCUGUUGGAUAUCCCCAAAUGCAAGUCUCCCGCUACAUUUACCACCCCUUCUCCUUCUGGCACGCCGAUGCGUCAGAGGGCUCUGUCUUCGCCUCUUCAGUUUUGCGCCACCACUCCCAAGCACGCCCUCCCCGUGCCUGGCAGACAUCCUCCAUCGGCAGUUGGCGGCACUGCUCCACCCGUACCCCAGGAAAACUCGGUGAAGAUCUUGGACAGCAUGUAUCCAGAGCUAUCCGCCCGAGCCAGAACUCUCAGCAUCCUGAAAGGUAACAUUCAGCUGAGUAGGUCGUCUUCUCUAGAUGGCAAAAACGCCCCACAGCCGGUCCAUCAGAUCAGUGGCUUUAAAGCAAUUGCUUCUGUGUCCACUGCUUUUGUUAAAACGGGGAGCAGUUUCAAGCCUGACCCAGAGCAACUGUCUUCCAAUGUGUGUUACGCUGGCAAAAGGGCAUUAGUACCUGUGACUGUGCCAAAGAAUGCCAAAAGGCUAAGGCUAGAUAGCAAGUCGCCAAAAUCAAAAGUCUGCAAGGAGGAACCUUCAGCUAGAGUCCCAGAUGCUGGCGUACGGUGCCCUGCUGAGGAAACCAUCAAUCUGAGUAGUGAGGGUGCUACUCACUUAACCGGUGAAGCCGAUUCACAGUUGCUUGUGGCUGCGAAGAAAAGCGAUGACUCCGAUAGCAACAUUGUGAUGGUAGCAUUGGAGAAAGUUUCCAAAGCCUGUUUUGACCUGUUACCUGUUAUCCGUAGCCAUGUUUUGGUGGGCAAUACCUCGAAGCUCCCAGCCAUGAGAGAUGAAGAGAAAGAAGCCGUUUAUGAACUUGGCGUUGCUAAGAAGGUCAGUUACACUUCUUCUUGUUGUUGUUGUUGUUUAAAAAAUACCAGUAAACUGGUUUAGCUCAUACAACCAAACAAUGAGCAUGGAACCUUCUGGAAUAGUAGUUAAGACGGUAGAAGCCAUAGAGGAGACCAUUUGAACCCACCUCUCUGCCAAGCUAUCAUGUCGCCUCUUGCAGUUCAUAUGUGGACAUAUAAUUAUGUUUGCUGUGGCUGAUUGGGGAUGUUGACUCAUGGCUUAACACACACAGAGACGUACACUUUUGACCAAAAGGUGGUUUCUCAGUCCCUUACAGCUAAUAUCCAUGGGGAUUUUGAUGUUGUGUUUACCCCAGUGUUUCUCAAACUUUUUGAACUCUCUCAUUUCUUGCAAACUUAGCUGCUGCCACCGCCACCCAUCCCGGCUCGUCUCUUCCACAGGUGAGCAAGUGCACAAGGACUUUGCUCACAGUUGUCUCUAUUGAGCCUGUUGUAUAUGAGAAUCUGCAGGCAGAAGUGCUAAUCUCGACAUUAGCAUUCAGAGCUAAUGCUGUUACCCCCCCCCCCUUAAACACCAUAAAAAUAAAGCAACAUCUUCUGCUGGGGUGAUGGGGGUGCAGUCAUCCCCCGAAAUCAGAUGUGCACCAGAGAGGGUCCUUGCGAGGGGCAAUAUGGGCUUUGGCUGGUAAUAAAGAAUGUGCUGUGUGUUUAAGACCCCUGUAUUUUCGCCCCACUCCACUUGACCCACAGACCCCCCCCCCCAAGUGAGAGUCCUGUCCUUUAGUUUUGUGUUUCACAGGUCUUGGUUUACAAAGGCCUCUGAAAGCAGAUUGCACUGUGAUCUAAAUGCAUUGAACAGUUCCACAUCCAAGUUCUAUCUGGAUGUCUGUAAUAAGGCGGAACUUGUGGAGGGAGUAGGGAAACCAUCUUAACUCGGUCAUCAGAUCUGUAAAUCUUGUGACCCUCCCUGCUCCAAACUCCCAGGAACAUGGGUGCCUUGAACUGCACAAAGAGGAGGGCUGUUGUGUAAACCUGGUUCAGGUGAAUCUAUCCCUGCCUUAGAUGAACGCUUGGGCUCUAAAAUUGUAUGGAGACAUUUCUGAAACACUUCAACUUGUCUGAUAGUUUAUUCAUUUAGUGGAGUUGUUGAGCUCUUUGGGUUCCACUUCACUGACUAAGAGCCAGUUCGUGAUGGCCAGUUUUUAAGUGGCAGCAUGCCUCUGGAGUGAUCACCUUCCCAAGUUCCUGUUUGUUUGUUUGUUUGUUUGUUUGUUUGAGUUUACAUAUAUGCUGCUUUUCCACAAUCAGCUGCAGCCAAAGCAGCUUGCAGCAAACAUUCAAAACAUCAAAAUACAAAUGUGCGGAAUACAGAGCAUGUCAGUAAAUUCAAAAGUCAACAAUUUAAUAAACAUAGAAUAAAUUUGCUAUUAACCCCAAAAAAAGGUCAAGAAAAGAAAAGAAAAACCCAAUCCAGGCUUCAGUACAUAAAUGCAAAGCCAAAGAAGAGUUAACCGACAACAAAGUUUGGCAACGCAUUUUCUAGCAGUACUCAUUUGGUGUUUCUCUAAACAGCUGUAGAUGCCAACAUGCUUUCCCCAGUUGCUUAGGGUCAGACCUGAAAUUAAUCUCACCCCAGGUGGUAAGAUUCCCUGUUACUGCAUCUUUCAGGAUGCGGGAACUUGAGGUCUUUCCAUCCAAGAGUGCUUUAACCCCCCCCCCCAAAAAAAAAAGACCAUGGGAAGAUUUGAGGGGAAAGAUUCAGCACAAGGUCCACUGCAAAAUUGUGCUGUCAACCUGUUUUCAGGAUCUUUUAUUUCUGAGAGUGUUUCUCAUUUGUGUCCUGGUGUCUGGAUGGGAUAAGAAGCCAGGAACAUACCCACCCAGCCACUGUUCAGCUGUGCUGGCUCCGAACUUAGGCCCUAGAAUAUCUUCAACCUUAUAUUGGUAUUAAUUAAGGCCUUCAAAAAUGCCCUGCAUGGAUUCCAGGUCUUUCAAACUUUUUAAGGUGACAAUUGUGCACAAAUGUGAAGUUAUCUCAGAAUCUGGCAGAGAUCCUUUUUCACUGGAGGUGAUAGGGAUUGGACCUUCUGCAUGCAUUGCUUGUGCUCUGCUUAUGACACCUCCCCAUAGAUUCCUUUACACACAUCACUGGCAGAGGUUGUAUCAGAACUUGACCUACAUUGGCCUGCAUGUGGAAUGGCCAAUUGGUCUUCUUUCAUAUAACGUUUCAGAUGGCUCAUUAAAAGAACAUUCACUCUGCUGUUACUUCUUGUACCUGCCAUGCAUUUAGUCCUUCGCUCCUACUAUUUUGUGGCGUUUAGUUGCUGGUUUUCUGUGUUUUUAACCUUUGUAGCUUACCAGUUUCAGCUGCAAACUGCCACGAGUGCACUUUUCCAGUGGUUUUAAAACAUGUUUGUCCUUGUGCUCGCUUGGACAGAUCUGUUCUUCUCUAUUUUAUCGCCUGUAUCUGAUAAAGAAUUAGCUCUGAAGAUCAUCAGCAUUUCUGUUCAAGGACAGAAGUUUAUUAUUUUCUGAUAAUAAGGUAUAUUAUGCAUGUUGAAAUAUCCUCAAUGGAAAAUACCAUUUUGCAUGUUACAGCACUUAGCCGAGACAGCGUUGCAGACUAUUCUGAAGAAACUGAAGAAACAGAAGAUGACCUUGGGCCACAAUCACAUUCAGGCCCUCUGCAGGGUGUAUGUUGGAAUAUGCCGGCAGCUGGGAGACCUUGAAAAAGCACGUCUGUUUUGCUACAGUCUUCUUAAGGAAGGUAUGAUCUGUCUUUGUCUUUUUUUUACGGCGGAAAGCAUCUUACGCAUUAUGUUCCAGCUGAAUCCUUCUCAGUUAUGUUAAUCGCUUUUAGAUGUUUCAUGGGAAGCGAUUCGUUAACGAAAUAAAUCAAUGUAUACUCACUGUUUUGGCAAAGGUCUGUUUACCAGGGUUGUUGGCUGAUUAAACAAUCCACAGGCCUGGUUCAUACAUUUCCGUCAGAGUAACGCUGCAGUAUUAUGGAGAAGAAGUGGUGCAAUCCCCUCCCCUCUGUGACGCAGCCUCCACUGCAAACCGCACCCUCCACGCAACUGGCGAACUGGGCAGCGGGCCUGGUCUGUGUGAUUUCCUGCCCUCCAUUAAUAAACAAAAUGGGGAAUAAUUGCGUGGACUGGGUGUCUGCAGGAUAAAGAACUAAUGCAGAGGACCUUAUUCACACCUGGGGCUUCCUCCCUAAUGGAAGGGCUUGAUCUCCUCCUCUACUGCAUUGAGGUUAGGUUGGAUUUGUUAAAUAUAUAUAUAUAUAUACAUUGCUUCCCGCUACAAAAAGUCCCGAAGUGAUUCACUAGCCAGAACAAAAACACACAAGCAUAUUAAAAACCUGAAUCGGGAUAUAAGCAUAAAGGCAUCAGGCUACCCAAAUGCAGUGGAGAGAAAAUUAUUUGUGGUUUUAUGUAUUUGUGUUUUUGUUUUUUAAAAAAUAAAAGUUUGUAAACUGUCCUGAAGGUAGAGGCCCAACCACUGGACCCACUGGAUCCUAAGUCAGCACAGCCAUGGUGAUCUCAGUGGGCUCUAUCGGGGUCUCUUCACUAUGCCAACGUGGGAGCGUUGCCCCUCCCCGCUUCCUGGCUGCCUAUUCUACCCUAGCACCACCAGCCGCCUAUGCAGGCAAUAAAGUUUUUGGAUGUUUGCUUUUAAUUUCUUUUUGCUUUUCGCUUGUUUUUAACGUCCUAUGAUGCUGUAGUUUGGUUUUAUGUUUUUAUAUCGUAAACUGCUGUGAUAUAUGUAUACUGCAUAUAUUUAUCAUACAGCAGUAUCUAACAACUGUUUUUAUAAAUAGAAUAAGAAACAAGUCCCACCACUGCCACCCAGGGGUUAGGAUUGCAGCCUAAAUCCUUGGUGCUACCUUUAGGGUAUGGCUGCUUGAGGAGAGCCUAAGAUCCUUAGAUCUAAAUAGAUAAUUUUGUGAGUAUGUGCAGGAGACACAUUUAGCUGGUAUGGAGGCGUGAUUAAUAUACUGAGCAUGCUCAGUGGUCUCCAAGAGAGAGUACUGAGAGAGAGUAUUUUCCAGUUUGGAAAAGGGGCAUGGAAAGGGGGAAAGAUUUAGCCCCUCCCUGCUUAUAUAGUAUUCCAAGAGUAGGGAAUGUCUGCUUGCAAGUAACUAGGAGCACUUCUAUUAGUGAACCCCCUGCAACAUUUUGCUUCAAGUCCAACUUGUAAUAUAUAUAUAUACAUAUUGAUUAUUGUCUAGCCUAAAGGGUUUUCCUUUCUUAUUUUAAUUUAUCCCUGCCAGAUUUUCCCAAAUCGGCCAUACUAACUUUGUUUAUUGCAAACAUGUGGGAUGAGAUCUUUUCCUCGGAAGGUGUGAUCAGCAAAGCUAUCCAGUUGGUUGCCAGGCAGCGUGCAAGAGGGGAGGUGCUGAAAUGUCUGAGAACUUACCUGAAUUGGGAAGAGGUAUGAGCAUUUGACAGGAUCCCUUUUUUGCAUUUGGCCAGAAGAGAGUUGGUUGUUGAUUAUACAAGAGCAGAAUCUCACUUUUCACAGAGGCAUAAGAAAAGGCCAGUGUGCAUAUUUAUUGUGUUAUCUUUUAAUCAAAUGCUGCUUUCUAAAGAGCUGGGCAUCACUUUGAAGAAAGUGGGUUUGAUUGGGGGGGGGCAGUUUCACAUGCUGCUGAAUCAAAUAUGAGCCAAAUAAAACCACUGGAAAAAAACACUACUUAUAAUAUUGCCAUUUUCACUGUGAGGUGGGUAAAAAAUCCUUUUAUGGGCAUGUGGGGUAGUAGGAAGGGGGAAAUAUAAAAGACAACAUGUUCUCCAGUUAGAGCCUGCGGAUGAGAGGAAAUCAGAGCCGUGGAACUCCUUGGCACAAGGAAAAUGCAGCGGCAAAGAAUUUAGCAGUUUCCAAAGGCAAAGAUGGAUUUGAUAGCAGUUGGAAUGUAAUGUCAGUGAUAGCCAGCUGAUUAUACCCAGUUCUGCUCCAUUUUGGGACUGGUUGUUCAUCUGCACCACCAUUUUGGGACCAGUGGUCUCACUAAUCUUUAGCCAUCUCUAUAAGGUCUUGUGGGUAGAAUGUUUGAGAACAAAAUCAGCAUUCAUUCAUUUUUCCAGAAUGCACCAGCAGAUGUUGGCAUGAUGGUCUCUAGCCUGCUUUUGGCGAUACAGUUGUGUCCACAGAUGGAAUUUCAGAUCAGUGAGCAAUUUGGAGAAGACCUGAAAGAGAGCACAUGGGAAUAUGUGUUUGCUGUUGAUCUGUUGUGCUCACAUCAAAAGUGGCGCUGGACCCACGAUCAUAUCAUAAGGUAUUACGAGUCUUUGUUGUUUAUUGUACUUAAUAAUUAAAAUAAAGGUGUGCAGCCUGGCUCAUCCAUUCACCAUAGGCUGUUUCCUCUAAUACGCUUGCAGGGAGCGGCUGUUGCUAAGCCAACCUUGUUGUUCUGCUGUUACUGCAACUUACCGUAUUUUUCGCCCUAUAGGACGCACUUUUUCCCCUCCAAAAAUGAAGGGGAAAUGUGUGUGCGUCCUAUGGGGCGAAUGCAGGCUUUCGCUGUCGCCUGGAGAGGGGUCGGUGCGCACCGACCCCUCUUGCUCUCCAGGCUUCAGGAAGCUAUCCGCAAGCUGUGGGAGACCUGCGCGACUUCGCGCAGCUCUCCCACGGCUUGCGGAGAGCUGCCUGCACCCCGAAGCCUGGGGCGCGCUAAGCUCAGCACGCCCCAGGCUUCGGGCUUCUCGCAGCUCUCCCACGGCUUGCGGAUAGCAGCCUGUUCUGGGGGCUGGGGUCGGGGGAAGCUCGGGCUUCCCCCGCCCCAGCCCCGCACCUGGGGGAGAAAUAAUUUUUUUUUUCUUUAUUUCCCCCCCAAAAAACUAGGUGCGCCCUAUGGGGCGAAAAAUACGGUAAUAUGUUUUCUCAAAUCGAAAGCAUUUGGAGGUUUUUCAUUCCAAAGGAGUGUGGUGUAGGUCUGGCAGGUCAAGCUGGUUUCAAAAGGCAAAAAGGGAGGCAGUCAGCACAUAUGUACUCAUUGUCCGCUUCGUUCCACAGCAAAGAACUCUGGCCUAUCAUGGAUAAGUGGAUAAAGAACAGAAAGGGCAAUGGCAACAUAUCUUCCCCUUCUGAUAUAAUUGUAGCAACAGUGCUCAGACUGAUUGGUGAGUAUGCACUCCUGCAGCGCUUUCUCUGUGGCUACCAGGCUUGUUGGAAUACUCUUUCCAUUUGUCUGCUGGAGACAUUGAUAUCCCCACUUAGUCCACGUCUGUGUGCAUGAAUAAAAGGAGCCAGUAACUUGCGGUGGUGAUGGCUGUUACAUUCUGGCUGCAGUCUCUUGAGAACUAAUAGGAGAGGGUUGUUGGCAUCUCUCCCCACAUCCCACCCCAAAAAUAAGACUGCGGACCACGUAGUUGCAUAUACCAUCUUUUUCCGUGUAUAACACGCCGCCUAUUUUUGGGGACUCAAAAUUAAGAAAAUGGAGGAUUGCCCAGAGUUGAUGAGCUUCUCAGGGGCCAAAAUUCACUCACCUGCCAGACCAAUGGUGGCUAGCGCACGUGUCGCCGAGACAACCUAUCCCGCUCACCAACAGCAGACGUCCCAAUCACACACACAAUUACUGCAGCAGCAGCCUUUGCCACAACCACCAAUCGCAGCUGACGAGAUCAUGCUCGCAGCAGCAACCAAUCGCCCGUCCCAACAAUGCGCUAACUGUGUAUAAGACCAGCCCCAAUUCUGGACAUUGCUUUAGCAAAAAAAACCCUCGUCUUACACAUGAAAAAGUACAGUACCUUUAACCUGUAAACUACAAUUAAUCCAGAAUGCGGCAGCUAGACUGGUGACUGGGAGUGGCCGCUGAGACCACAUAACACCGGUCCUGAAAGACCUACAUUGGCUCCCAGUACGUUUCCGAGUACAAUUCAAAGUGUUGGUGCUGAUACUUAAAGCUAAACGGCCUCAGCCCAGUAUACCAGAAGGAGCAUCUCCACCCCCAUUGCUCAGUUCAGACACUGAGGUCCAGCGCCAAGGGCCUUCUGGCGGUUCCCUCCCUGCGAGAAGUGAGGUUACAGGGAACCAGGCAGAGGGCCUUCUCGGUAGUGGCACCCACCCUGUGGAACGCCCUCCCAUCAGAUGUCAAGGAAAAUAAACAACCACCUGACUUCUAGAAGACAUCUGAAGGCAGCCCUGUUUAGGGAAGCUUUUAAUGUUUGAUGUUUUAUCGUGUUUUUAAUAUUCUGUUGAGAGCCGCCCAGAGUGGCUGGGGAAACCCAGCCAGAUGGGCGGGGUAUAAAUAAUAAAUUAUUAUUAUUAUUAUUAUUAUUAUUAUUAUUAUUAUUAUUAUUAUAUAUGAUCUCUGCAGUGUCCUGUAUCCAUUUUAUCUCUGGCUGAAUGGCAACAUGCUUCUUGGAGUCAGAGGACAGAAGGACUGAUUAAUAGACGUGGAUUUGGCUGUCUUUGCUCUUCCUUCUUUGUCUCCCUUCUGCUGCCUUCUUAGCUGUGCCCUGUACAACUCUCUCACGCUUGCUGCCUUAUCAGAACCAAAUACAGUGGUGCCCCGCAAGACGAAUGCCUCGCAAGACGGAAAACCCGCUAGACGAAAGGGUUUUCCGUUUUUGAGUUGCUUCGCAGGACGAACUUCCCUAUGGGCUUGCUUCGCAAGACGAAAAUGUCUUGCGAGUCUUGAGAUUUUUUUUUCGCUUUCCCCCCCCCCCUUUAUCUAAGCCGCUAAGCCUUUAAUAAGCCUUUUAGCAGCUAAUCCGCUAAGCCGAUAAGCCUUUAAUAGCCGCUAAACCGCUAAUAGCGCUAAUCCGUUAAGCCGCUAAUAGGGUUGCUUCGCAAGACGAAAAAACCGCUAGACGAAGACUCUCGUGGAACGGAUUAAUUUCGUCUUGCGAGGCACCACUGUAAUAUGUCCAGGAUCUGACUCUUACCCAUUCCCCCGCAUUAUGCAAAUUCCUUGCUUAUAAAGUGCCAGGAGAUCUUCGCUUCCUUCAGCAGGACGAAGACGGUCACUUUAAGCUCCUCCAUGCAGCAGCUGGAUGUCCGAUGGGGGGGGGCAGAAGAGAUUUUCUAGCCUAGCUUCAUCCUCAUUCAUUGUCGUAUGUAGUUAUGUCAGUGCCCCCCAGCCCCCCACACUCUGAAGUACUUUACAUAACAAUCACCCCUUUCUGUUGAUUCUUCACAGGUCGUCUAGGCCAAAUUGGACUGAGAGAAGGAUUUUUUUCUGCGGUCGAAAAUAUCAGUUCCGUUAUUGGGGUCUUUCUCCAGCAUGCCAAAGAGAAAGGUAACAACCAAUCUGCCCUGUACUGUAAUGCGGUGAAGCAUCUGACAGCUAUUGCCCUGUGCUAAGGAGACGCCCAGGAACAUUCGUGGGCGUUCUGCUUAUUUAGACCAUUUCUAUACUGCUUCCUAGGGACGCGGGUGGCGCUGUGGGUUAAACCACAGAGCCUAGGACUUGCCGAUCAGAAGGUCAGCGGUUCGAAUCCCCGCGAUGGGGUGAGCUCCCGUUGCUCAGUCCCUGCUCCUGCCAACCUAGCAGUUCAAAAGCACGUCAAAGUGCAAGUAGAUAAAUAGGUACCGCUCUGGCGGGAAGGUAAACGGCGUUUCCGUGUGCUGCUGUGGUUCGCCAGAAGCGGCUUAGUCAUGCUGACCACAUGACCUGGAAGCUGUACGCCGGCUCCCUCGGCCAGUAAAGCGAGAUGAGCGCCGCAACCCCAGAGUCGGUCACAACUGGACCUAAUGGUCAGGGGUCCCUUUACCUUUACCUUUAUACUGCUUCCUAUAUAAAAAUAAUAAUCUCUCUAGAGGCAGUGAAGCCCAGCUUCGGUGUGAGGGGAAAUUGAAAAGCGAGUUUGACCUGGGAAACGCAAAUGCUUAAGAGACCAGGAUGCCAGAAGGAAGUGCCAUAUUCCGCUGAGUUGACUGUGUUCCUUUCGCAACCCUGAAUGGCUUUUGGUCAAGGGCAUUAUUAAUGGUUCUCUUUCCCAUCUUUGCAGAUGUGGCCUGGGGCGUCCAGUUGGCAGCGGCAUAUGCACUUUGCGAGUUGGGUCCUAGCAAUCCACCUAAAGUCUUGGAGGCCAUCCAAGCUUGGGAAGCAGUCAAUGCGAAGAGCCUUCCUCCUGCUGUCACGAGCGGCAUAGCAGAAGUCCGCAGUCUACUGAAGUGUGCUGGGAGAACCGAAGGCUGCUCAUAAAGUUCCUGGAGGACGGCUUUUUUUACCAUAAAGGAAAAUGUGGCAAUGCCAUCUGAAAUAACCUCCUUCAGAUGCGAAGAGUCAUGAACCUCCCUCCUUGGAGGCUGGCAGAAAACAUAAACUCUUGUUGAGAUGUCGUGAGGACAUCUUUGUUCAAUGUAGCCUGAAGUACUUUGUGUGGCAGUAGAAACAAUAAGCUAUUGAGCAUUGCCUUAAAUGCCACAAGAAGACAAUAGAUUGUCUUACUAGCUCUUUAAAUCGGGGCAGGGAGGGGGGAAUGUUCAUCUAUGCAAAUAGAAGUGUUCUCUUGCAAACGGUCUUGCAGGAAGUGAAUUCCCGAGACUACAAAGUCUCUUUUUAGUUACGCCAAAUGUUCUCCAAACAACUUUCACUGGAAAUGUGGAUGAAACGAACUUUUAAAAAAAACAUUUGUUUUGCUUCUUUGUUCACUAGUCUCUGCAAAGCUUAAGGCACUUUUAAAGAAGGAUUCCUUCUCAUGAUGUGAAGCCUGCAUCUGUAAACAGGUUUUGUAGAUUUGAGGUAUUGUUUCUAAAUCAAGUGCGUCUUUUUGACCAGAGAUGACAGUGGAGCAAAACAAAUAAAUUCACAUAAUGAGAAGUGAUAACUCUCUGGCCACUUUCAAAACUGAUUUGUCUACUCCCUAAAUUUGUCAAUUUGCCUCAAAAGGAAAAGAGAAUAUUUUCGAUCAAAUCAUGUCCUUUAUUCAUGCUAGUAGGCUUUUCAAUUUUAAUGAAUUUAACUGAAGCGUGGUUUGAGUUCUGUACACAAUAUCUACAGUAUAUAGAAAAAUGAGAUGCUUUCUCUGUGAGAAUGUGUAUAUAUGGUAUAUUCAUAUAAUGUGUUUCACAUUUCAUGUUGUUCCGCUUUGGGAAUUUUACUACAUAUAUAUAGAAACUGGAGUUUAAAAUAAUAAUUAAAAACCUUGAAAUUGUAUAAACAUCUAAUGUAGUUUCACUUGUUUUCAGAUUAUUUUUUACAUGUCUGUAUAAUUUUUUUCUAAUAAAUAUUAUUUGUACAUUU